Coniosporium apollinis CBS 100218 is the source of this 2154-nucleotide messenger RNA. RefSeq lists its product as uncharacterized. The record is from RefSeq and is a predicted model, not a curated record. Gene Ontology annotation, biological process: proteasome-mediated ubiquitin-dependent protein catabolic process. The transcript is spliced from 3 exons. Gene Ontology annotation, molecular function: protein binding; protein-macromolecule adaptor activity. Lineage: Eukaryota; Fungi; Ascomycota; Dothideomycetes. The coding region runs from base 1 to 2154 and encodes 717 amino acids. Gene Ontology annotation, cellular component: nucleus.
AUGGCAGACCAAAUUCACAUCUUCUCCUCGCAGGAACUCCCUUCCCAACACGCACCGUCAGAGCCAUUUGCGUCAUCGCCGCUUGCACCUUCGUCAAGUACAGGUAGCAGGAAGCCUAAGAAACCACCACCUAUUACCCCCAAACGCUUUACCCGCUUCUUCACGCCGCGCACAUCCUCGAGUACGAGAGGAGGAGGGGCUUCUACCGGCAAAUCAGGGAGGCAAUUGCGCGAUAUCACCCGCAAUGGGCGGAAUGGCAGCGCACCAUCCAAGUUGGGGACCCCGAGGAAGACUGUAUCCUUCGCGGAUAUAACAUCUGAGGACCAGGAGAACAUCAGCACACCUAGGCUUGGAUCGAAGCGGAAAUACAAUGGGCUCUUACCUUCUCCCGCGAGCUCGCCGAUGCAGCCUUCACCGUCUAAACGAGGACGGUCGGUUAGCCCCUCGAUCGCUCAAGUACCCGCAAUCGAGGACGAUGAAGAUGGAUUGUCUGUUCGAGGCUCGAGUCCUGUGGAGGCACCGUCUGAGCCUGCACGUAUACGUCGAAUAAAAGCCACCGGCACCGCUGCACGGAUUCUGCAGCGCUCAUUCGGCGGGCUGUCUGUUAGGGAUAGGGGGAGACGUAAUGAUCAUUGCGCCGACUGGCACGACCAAACGUCCGAUUUCUACAGCAUGCCGGAAGACUGCCAUCAGUUUGCAAGCCCAUCAUUGCCGUUCUGUACGGCUAGUUGCAACACGAAUACACUAGUCGCCAUCGGGGAUGAAGACGGGAGUAUAACGCUUCUCGAAUCCGCCAAAGACGGCAAGCCACCGUUCACGCAGGCGCAUAUAUCAUUCCGUACCCACAGCAAUGCCGUCAUGGACCUAGCUUUCUCAUCGGAUGACCUACUUCUGGCAACAGCAUCCGGAGACCAAACGGCUCACGUGAUCGAUAUGCAAACCCAGCGGACGAAAUACGUAAUGGCUGGCCACGUGUCUUCCGUGAAGCAGGUGUGCUUCCAGCCGGACAACGACAAUGUUAUCGCGACAUCAAGCCGGGACGGUACUGUACAGUUGUGGGACCUGAGGUGUAAAGGGUCGGAGGGCGCAAUCCAAGAUCUUCGCAUUCCCCUAGAGCCUGGCCUCAGCAGCCGCGUAAAUGAUCAGCACAAAGUAACUUACGCGACCGUCUACAAUUCCAUUGCCGGUGCGCACACGGACCGCCAACCACUAGGAGCCUUGCAGAACAUCGCAAAUGCGGCCAGUGGGAGAGACGCGUUACUGAGGGGUGAGAAUCCCUCGAGACGUGGCGACGUGUCCAUCACGGCCUUAUCUUUCCUACCGGCAAGCCGCUCGCAUCUCUUACUCACCGCCUCCGAAGCCUCCACCUGUGUCAAGCUCUGGGACAUCCGUAGCCGUCCCUCACGCCGGGGCCCUGCCAUCGCAGUAGCAUCGACCAAGCAGCCGGACUCGCACAGCCGGCACCGCCACUUCGGCAUCAACUCCAUCGCGCUGAGCGGCGAUGGCGCGCGGCUCUAUGCGCUCAGCAGGGACAGCACGGUCUACGCGUACUCGACGAACCACCUGAUUCUGGGCACGGCGCCCGAGUUCUCGGCAUUGUCCAGUCGGCACCGCUACGGCAGCGAGAGCAAAGAGGGCCUGGGCCCGCUGUACGGCUUCAGACACCCGAAGUUCCACGCGACUUCUUUCUACGUCAAGACGUCUUUGCGGAAGGCAGUAGGCGACAGACCCGAGAUGCUCGCUGUGGGGAGCAGUGAUGGGUGUCCCGUGCUCUUCCCGACGGAUGAGACGUUCCUCAAGCUUGCUCGCAGCGACCCCCACAACGACUCCGAGGACACCACACCGGCAUCUACACCACCACCCCGACGUCCCGUCCCCCGGAGAUCCACGAGCGGCGUCGCCUCAGCACGUAUUAACGACACCAUCCCCGUCUACGAGAACGGUACGGCGCUUGUGCGUGGGCACUCAAGAGAGGUGACCGGCUCGACGUGGACAUCUGAGGGGGAUCUCAUUACUAUCAGCGACGACUUCUCGGCGAGGUGUUGGAGGGAGGGGGCCCAGGCUAGGGAGCUGAGGCUUGGUGGGGAGGCCGAGGGGAGAAGGUGGGCGGCUGGGUGGGCGGAGGUUGGUGGGGAGUUAGAUGAGGAGGAGUGA